Molecule: messenger RNA, 798 nt
Organism: Vicia villosa (hairy vetch)
Lineage: Eukaryota; Viridiplantae; Streptophyta; Magnoliopsida; Fabales; Fabaceae
Exons: 4
Coding region: 1-798 (265 amino acids)
Biological process (GO): glucan catabolic process
Molecular function (GO): beta-glucosidase activity
Source: RefSeq, a predicted model, not a curated record
AUGGCAGAUACUGAAUAUUUGAAAUACAAAGAUCCAAAGCAACCAUUGAAUACUAGAAUUAAGGAUCUUAUUGGUAGAAUGACUUUGGAAGAGAAAAUCGGUCAAAUGCUUCAAAUUGAGCGCACGGUUGCUUCUGCUGAUAUAGUGAACAAGUAUUACAUUGGGAGUCUUCUGAGUGCCGGCGGAAGUGUUCCUAAGGUGAAUGCAACUGCAAAUGAUUGGGUUGAUAUGGUGAAUAAGUUUCAAAAAGGUGCAUUGUCGACUAGGCUUGGAAUUCCAAUAAUAUAUGGAGUUGAUGUUGUUCAUGGUCAUAACAAUGUUUAUAAUGCUACUAUUUUUCCUCACAAUAUCGGUCUAGGGGCUACAAGAGAUCCAAGAUGGGGUAGAUGUUUUGAAAGUUAUAGUGAAGAUCAUAAAAUUGUUCAAGCUAUGACCGAGAUCAUUCUAGGAUUGCAAGGUGAUAUCCCUCCACAUUCACGCAAGGGUGUUCCAUAUGUUGCUGGAAACAAGAAAGUAGAAGCUUGUGCAAAACACUAUGUUGGUGAUGGUGGAACGACAAAAGGAAUCAAUGAGAAUAACACAGUUAUAACAAGACAUGAAUUGCUUAGCAUUCACAUGCCAGCUUACUAUGACUUAAUUAUUAAGGGUGUCUCAAACAUCAUGGGUUUUGUCAUAUCAGAUUUUUUUGGAAUUGACAAGAUAACUUCACCUCCUCAUGCUAACUACACACAUUCAAUUGAAGUCGGAGUAAAUGCCGGUAUUGACAUGGUAAACUAUGUUUUUUUUCAAUUUUGCUGA